Molecule: messenger RNA, 1432 nt
Organism: Gastrolobium bilobum
Lineage: Eukaryota; Viridiplantae; Streptophyta; Magnoliopsida; Fabales; Fabaceae
Product: protein REVEILLE 8-like
Exons: 9
Coding region: 99-995 (298 amino acids)
Molecular function (GO): DNA binding
Source: RefSeq, a predicted model, not a curated record
CAUCCCAUCCCAGUUACUCUCUGUCUUUCUCUCUCCUCCCUCUCUUUCUAUCUCAAACCUCUCAGAAGCCACAUAGUCUAUGUCAUUUGUGGCAGAGCAUGAACUCCAACACUUCGAUUUCUCAGUCAAUGGCUACAUCAACAACCGCCAGUGAUGGUUCUGGCAAGAAGGUGAGAAAGCCUUACACCAUCACCAAGUCCAGGGAGAGCUGGACUGAGGAAGAACACGACAAGUUUCUCGAAGCUCUUCAAUUAUUUGACAGGGAUUGGAAGAAAAUUGAAGAUUUUGUAGGUUCAAAAACAGUUAUUCAGAUACGAAGCCAUGCCCAAAAAUACUUCCUGAAAGUUCAAAAGAAUGGGACAGUAGCACAUGUGCCUCCUCCUCGUCCUAAGCGCAAAGCUGCUCAUCCUUACCCUCAAAAGGCAUCAAAAAAUGUUUUGUUGCCACUUCCAGCAUCCAUUGCUUAUGCUUCUUCUACAAAUACCCUUGCACCUCGGUAUACCACAUGGGAUGAAACUUCCCUGCUGAUGAAUGCCGGAUCCAAUAAAUCCAUGAUCUGUCAGGAUGAGUUCAACAACCUUCAUGGAAAUGAAGCUGAUAUUGGAUCAAACGGGAUAACACAGAUUAGCAACAGCAGUCUUAGUGGUGUUGGGAACUCUACUAGAAUGAUACCAACUUCUGACAUAUCAAAGCAAGGGAAACAAGCUCCUGUUCUUCAUGGUUUGCCAGACUUUUCUGAAGUUUACAGUUUCAUUGGAAGUGUUUUUGAUCCAGAUACGAACGGCCAUGUUCAGAAGCUGAAGGAAAUGGAUCCUAUAAAUUUUGAAACUGUCUUAUUGUUAAUGAGAAAUCUUACUGUCAACUUGUCUAGCCCUGACUUUGAGCCCAUUAAGGAGGUAUUGUCAACAUAUGAUGUCAAUUCAUUGGCAGUAGGAGUUACUGCAGGAAUUGAUGUCAAGCCGCAGACAAAUGAUCUAUCGUGUCAAACCGCUUAACCACAAGCAAUUUGUUGAUUGUUCACUAGGUCAAACUUGGAUGGAAGACACAGGUUUUGCUCAGCCAGCAGCAGCAAGGCAUAGGAGUGUCUUGCAAUUGCUGUAAAGCCUGUAAAUGUAACCAUAGUCCUUUGACCACAGCCAUGAUAGUAUAUGUGUAUAUGUUAGAAAGCUGAAGAGCACAACAUAUUUUUCAGCUGAUUCUAUGGUCCAUAACAACUGUUGUCUUAACUAUUUUAGAGAUAUUACCUUCGAGUAGACACAUAGGUCUAUGUUAUUAUAUAAGAUAUUUUUAAUGGUAUAGAUGUAUCAAAGAAGAGAAAAUGGAGAGGGGCUAAUUAUUGUCUAUUAUCAGUGAUUCAGUGUGGCUUUUGGUUGCCAAAUUUGUGUGAAGUCACACUUCGACAUACUUCCGUUUCGUGUUUCAGUUUUGUGAG